GUCAAAGAGUAAAGAAGCCAAAAGACAGCUAGUUCUUGCAUCGUCAGGCCACUUCUGCCGCGUCGCCGUCGUAUUUACUGUUGUAGCCCUCCUGUCGUUGAUAGCGAUAGUGAUAGCAGCUUUCUUGAAACACUGCAACUACAGGUCCUCAUAGACAUAGUACUCAAUCCCAUUCCGCCGCGACGAAUCAUUUCUACACGCAUUUUUACGCACCCACGCGGCAAGAGCGUCCGUCUAUAUCACCAAUACGUACAGCAACUUCUUGUUCUUCUAGCAGGACAGCACCAGCAAUAAGAAUCGAGAGCGUUAUACUUAGUUUUAGAAAAUUAAUACCCUUUUGAAAAAGAUAAAGCGACAAAUAUAAAAUCUUCUAAACUCGUCAAAGAUGAUGUCCUCGUUGCUCGAUCAUCUGGACAAGGACGCGUUGAAAAAGAUCCUCGGCAACGUAUCAUUUGUAAAAACGUCCCCGCCCCAGAGUUGUAAUGCAAACCUGCAUGCUCAAAAUGUUUCUCAUGCAGAAACCCAGGAGAAGCAGUUGCUAUUGGUGUUUUGAGAUUUGUGAUGCUCAAAUUCGCGUAGUAUGCUAGAUCUGUGAUGCUGCUGCACUAGCUAAGCACGACUACACUGCGAGCCCAAUUUUGUCAUGCGCAACAGCCAAAGCCUGGCGAUUUGUCUAGCAGGUUUCCGAUCUUGACUCUGGGGGGAGGACGUCUUUGCUCACCAUAAAACGCCAUUGCCGCGGGUGUGGUGGACGAAAAAUUGAACCCCGUCAGCUCCUCCCUCGCCUGCCACGAAGCCAUCCUCAACGGCGCUACCUUCGUAUCAAAUGUAAAAAUGUCUGGGUCUGGAAGAAUCCGAACUUGUGAUGCUGCAUUGGGAUUCCAGAAAAAUCUGUAUUGCAUGAGUACCAAAGGGAAUGCAAUUUUUGCUACGCUGAGAAGGCAUUUGUCAUUCGGAAUAGGCAUCAAGAAGUCCUCAAAAAAUCUGUAUUGCUAUGGUAUGCAUCACAGACAUCAUGGCUCAUGCAAAACGUGCAUGACAAGUGUCAGAAUCUUCCAGAGCCAGACACUUUUACAUUUGAUACUUCGAGGUGCCACCGGAAACGGACCGGGCACAGUAUUUAUCGGAAGGAGGAUACGGGGUGGUGUGUAAGUGCCGAGUGUUAAACCCGAAGCGGUACCAUGGCUGCGACCAGAUCGCGGUGAAGAAGGUAUAGUGUUUUGUUUGUGCUGCAGAUGAGAACUGAGGCAGAACUGGCGGGUUUGAGCAUGCAUAAAGCGACUUUUGUGGAAGUUGGACUGCUGGGAAGUCCUCACAUACGAGGAUAUUUGCUUCACAAAUUCGUCUAAUGAACUCUAUCAGGUCUCCCUCCCGCAUGAAAAAGCGUUCGAUAACGACUGGGAGGACAACAUCCGCCUGCUCCGCGAGAUCCACUUCAUGAAGCACCUUCCGCACCCAAACAUCACGCCCAUUGUGUCCAUCUACAUGAACAAAGAGGCGCAGAACAUUAUCCUGUGCAAAAACAUCCCCAGCCCAGAGUUGUCAUGCAGAUCUGCAAGCACAAGAGCUGAGCAUUUGUAAUGCGCAUCCCCACGAGAGGCAUUUCCCAUCGUGUUUUGGAACUUGUAAUGCUGUGAACAGGAUAAGGAGCUGGAUUUCUUAUGCGGCUUCUCUUGCUAAACUGCAUUAUAUCACAGCCUGCAACUUGUCAUGCGUGGCUCCCAAAACUUUAAGGUUUGUGUUGCAAAAUCCCCAUCUUGACUCUGGAGUGGGGACGUUUUUACAAAUGAUAAACAUCGAGAUUGCAAGAGAGGAGGAGGAGGAUCAGCCCGUUAUUUCAAAACCCAGCAAGCAGGCGAAAAUAACAGAAGAGGGGAACAACAAGAAGAGUAAAAUGAAAUCCCCCGCGGUCACAGCGGCGGAUAAAGUAGAACAGCAAUUGAAGCCGAUCAACUCGAAGACGCAGGAGGCACUGAAGAAGAAUCUAAAGUGCUUUUACAUCGUGAUGCCGCUUUACACACCGGGGUCGAUUGACAUGAUGGGCAUUAUUCGGAACGAAAAACAGUUCUGCUCGAUUAUGCGGGAUUGCGUGUCUGGGCUGCUGUGGAUGCACCGGCACAAGGUAAUAUACAUUGUAACUCUAUGCAUGGCAGUUGAUUUAUUCACAACCUCAUUUUCGCAUGACAAAGAACCUCAAGUACUUUCACUUUGCACGCAUUUUACAGAAAAUCAUGCAAAUUAUCAGGUCCUCCACCGCGACAUCAAGCGGGAAAACAUUUUUUAUCGGCCGCCACUUUUUCACUUGCCCGAACCGAUCGGACGGCGAUGCUGAUGGCCGAGGAACUUCUGCCCGUCACUUUUGCCCGAUCGGAACGAAAAUGAUAGCCGCCGAAAGUGAUGGCCACCCAUCCAAGGGGCUCCUGGCCAUCACUUUGCCUGGCUGCCCGGCUGUCCGUCCGAGCGAAAAGUGGCGGCCGGGGAGCUAUCGGCCAUCACUUUUGCCCGUGCAGAGUGAUGGCCAAGUGGCUCCAGGCCAUCACUUUCGCCCGACGAACCGGAAACACUUUUGCCCGAGCGAAAAGCGACCGACACAUGCAUGGCCAAGGAGGUCCUGGCCGUGCCGUCGCUUUUGCCCGCCCGGGAAGUGAUGGCCAAGGGCCUCUCUGCCAUCACUUUCUUUUGCCCGACCGGGAAGUGAUGGCCAAAAGCGAUGGCCAGGGAGCUCUUCUUGGCCAUCACUUUUGCCCGAGCGAAAGUUGGUGGCUGGCCGUGGAAUUUUUGGCCAUCACUUUUGCCGGCCGGAAAGGGACGGCCAGGGAUCACUCUGCCCGACCGGAAAGUGAUGGCCCAGGAGGGGCUUUUGGCCAUCAAUUUUGCCCGGCCGGUAAGUGAUGCUUUUGGCCCCGGAGCUCGCGGCCGCCGCUUUUGCCUGACAGACUGGGCAUGCCCCCCUUGGAAAACUUUUGCCCGAGCGAAGGCAAGGGGAUGGCCAGGGAGCUCUUGGCCAUCAUUUUCACGCUUUCUCUAGCAAAAUCACACUGAAGUUGAUGCGUGGCUUUGCUCUGCUGCUCGCCAGAGCGUGCAGCGUAACAUUUUGCACGACGGUACGGGGUACAGAUAACGGGAACGCGUUCAAUCUGUUACGCGAAGCUUCUAGACGAGACCUUCUAAGCACAUUCGUUUAGAAUUAUUUUUCUAAGUGCCUCCUAUAGAUUAUAGCAAAGGGGGAGGGCAAAGUCGUUUCACUAUUAUUAUAAUUAUGCAUGACGCCAGUUGAUUUCACAACCUCAUUUUCGCAUGACAAAGAGCCUCAUAGUGCUUUCACUUUACCACAAGAACGACGCCCGCAUUUGAAAACAAAUCAUGCGAAUUAUCAGGUCCUCCACCGCGACAUCAAGCGGGAAAAUAUUUUUUUUUUUCAAACGCGGCCACGAUUAUCAAACAUGUAUGGCUUUUCUUCCUCUGGUCGAUAGAGAAGUGGCAAAUAAUGUUAGAGCUAAGCUUUGCGCGCCCAGGUUGUUUUACGGCCCUCUUUCGAAAGUUGUCGGGGCUUUCGCCUUCCGAAGUUCCCGAGAUUCCAUUUGUGUCUCCUGCGUUCGGAAGGUGUGUGUCUCUGGGGAUUCCGUCUUCAUUUCGCCUUCCCUCGGAAGAUCCAUCCGUUCCUCUCGGAGUUCCAUGCCCGUUUCGCCUCCUCUCGGGAGACCCAUUGAGAGGGACGGAUGGAUCUUGCGAGGGAAGGCAAUGGCAUUGCUUUCGGGAUUCUGUUUCCACUUCGCCUUCCUCGGGAUGGUGUCUGUCAGUCUCGGGGGAUUCCGUUUCGCGUUCCUGCGGUCUCAGGGGACUCCAUUUCGCCCUCCUGUGGAAGGUGUCUCGGGGGCCUCCAUUUCGCCUUCCUUGUCCUUCGGCAGUUCUCUCCGGGGAUUCUAUUUCGCCUCUUUCGGAAGGUCUCUUUGGGGAUUGGCACGGUUCUCCUCUCAGGGAGUUCCGUCUUGUCUUCCCGAUGUCCGGGGUUUAUUCCGCCUGCAGCACUAAGGGGCCGAGGCUUUGCCUCAGGUGUUUGGCAUUUGCCAACUUCGCCCGCUUCAUCGCCUUGGGGGGAUCCGGGGCGUUUAGCUUCGGAAGCGCCGAAGCUUUCACCUUCGGAGGCUCCGAAGCUUCUUUGGCUUCGGCAGCCCCGGAUGUCUCGCCUUCGGAAGCUCUGGCGGGUCGCUCCCCGGCGGAAGGUCCGCAGCUUGAUUGGCUCUCGGGAUUGAAUGGCCCGAGCUUAUUUACACCUCCUGCGCGACGUGGGUUGUUCGGGGUUUUUCUGUGCCCGGGCUCGCCGAGGCGUUUGGGAUUCGGUUUCGAAGCGCGCAAAGUUGCCGUUUGGGCUGCGUGCGUAUACUUACAGCUUUUGCGCCGGGGGCCCGGCCCAGGUUUUUUCUUUUGUAUCCCCGGGCCUCGUCACAUCCACGCCGGCCCCGGGGGCCCGGAACAUGUAUGGCCCGUCGGAAGGCGGGCCGGCCUUCGGUAAAGGUAGGCGGGGGUCCCGAAGCGUGGAACUUUCCCUUCUGGGGAGACCCGGGGUUUUGUCCUCCGUGAUGAAGCCAGGAAUUCAAUUCCGCUCGUUGGUGCCGGCAGGGCUGCAAUUUCUUUCGCUUCGGGGGAGCAGAUGCCUGCCGCCCCGGGGGGAUCUCUGAGAUCUUUACCCACCGCGCAUGCAUCUAUGAGAGCUUUCGCCACGCGCGUGCAUGGUGAAUAACGUUUGGCAGCGGAAGUAACGGGACCCGCGCAGUGCUUUUGCUUCUGGCGGAAACGGGACACGCAACGCGAUUUCACGUAACGGGAUUCCCGGGAUCAACUUGAUUCCACGCAACGGGAUUCCAGGACCCAACUUGAUUCCAGUCAACUUGAUUCCAGGAUCCAACUUGAGUCCAUUUAACUUGAUUCCAGUGACCAACUUGAUUCCAACAAUUUGACCAACUUGAUUCCUUGGACGUCCCAAAUAAAUUAUCAGGUCCUCCACCGCGACAUCAAGCGGGAAAACAUUUUUUACGAGGGCGCGCGCAGCGCGUGGAAAAUAUUCGAAAGGAACUGGGGCGAGGGGGGCUCGCCCUGCUGCGCCUCGCGGCGAAGCUAACUAAUAUGAGGGCGCGCGGCGCGGGCUCGCGCAGGGGCAAGUCAGGAAGCCCCCCUUUUGUGCUGAGAAAUUGCAGCAGAGCCGCAUCGCCCGCAAGGGAAUUGAAAACGUGACGGCGCGCGCAGCGCGAAGUGAAAAAUUGCACAGCCUCCGACGCGCGGCGCCACUUGAGUAAAAACUUGCGCCACCCGCAACGCAGCGGCAGGGCAGGGAAAUACGAAAGCGCGCGCAGCGCGCCAAAUUUUUUUGGUGUCGCGCUUCGUGCGCCCGAUACGAAAAGGAAUUCGCAGCGCGUAUCAAUAUUGGCCUGGCCCGAACAGAAUAGCGCCUGCCACACGACAGGGCGCGCAGCGAUUGUUUGUCAGCGUUUUGCAUUGGUGGGGCCGAGCCGUACACCGCCUACCCGCGCUGCUACUCGACUAUAUGAAUUCCCUCUUGGCGUGGGCCGAGUAACGGGGGGGUGGGUGGGCAUGCAUGCAUAAUUUCGUCGACGUUACCUGGGUAACGUCUCGGCUUUUGUUGGACAGACUCUUAUGCAUGACAGGUCGUGAUUUCUCAACCUCAUUUUCGCAUUACAGAGACCUCAUAUUACUUUCACUUUACCAGAAAAAACGGCGCACGCAUUUUAAAACAAAUCAUGCAAAUUUUUAUCAGGUCCUCCACCGCGACAUCAAGCGGGAAAACAUUUUUUCAAAAAAAAAAAACAGGAGACCUAAAGUUCGGGUGUGAAUUUCUUCGCCCGGCUUCUGCUCCCUUCCUUGAGUUGCUGCGGUGUUGAAGUUCUCACUCAUGCUCGACUGUGUAGGAGGGUUGAUGUUGCCUCACCCCUCUAAGGUCUCAGGAGUCACGCUGCCACACUGUCUCCAAACCCACGCCGACAAUACCAAAGAGCAUUUUUGACAAGAAUUAAAAAGCAACAAAGAAGCAUACUGCAGGGGGAAGGGGAAAGGCUUGCUGCUACGUAAAAAGCGCAGCCGUGCAUCUCAGAGGGCUUGCUUGGGGGUAGUUUCUGAAUAUUCUCAUCAUGCGUUUACUUUUUCGAGCCGGACUCGAAGUGAAAAUACAAGUCAGCAACUACCCCCUUCUCUGCCUUCCUCCUGUAGCAAUUCUUCCAAAAAGAGCCCAGUAGGACCAUCAACAUCGCGCUGCGCCCAGUCAUGCAUGUCAUGGCAAAACAGGAUCCCAAAAGUUGCUUCUUCAAAACUCACGCAAUUGUGAUUCGAGAUUUCCCGACCUUUAGGCUUAGUUUUUUAGGCGUGAGGGGCGGGGCAGUGGGCCACUCGGAUCAGGUACAGAAUCACCACCGAAAAAAGGAAGAGCAAUGCAGCGCCUGUGCUGUUGCAUCACUACAGUUGUCGACUCUCUUGCACAGCGAGAUUGAAGGCAACUCGGUGGUGUGACUCACCGCCUGCUGACCAUGUGAACAACUGUAGCAUGUCGCGACGAGAAGGGGCAAGCAGUCUGGAGCCGAAAGGCGAAGGGGUCAGAUGGCACUUACGAACCACGAAUACGAUGCCGCGAUAGAACAAGGACGACGAGCCUGGAUCAUUUCCUUUUCCGAUCUGAAGUUGUCUAUGUGAUAUUUCGCUGCGUUAUUUUUGUGAUUUGUAUUUUUAAAAAAAAAAUAAAAAUUAUCAGGUCCUCCACCGCGACAUCAAGCGGGAAAACAUUUUUUACGAUGCGAAGAACCAAAACGCCAUCAUCGCGGACUUGGGCAUGGCCAGGUCGACGAAGAAGCACAUGACGGGGGGACGGGAGUGCUCGACCAAGUCCUACCUGGCACCGGAACUCAUCAUGGAAACCACGGAGUCCUACUCCUUCCCCGUCGACAUCUGGGCGCUGGGGUGCGUGUUCUACGAGAUGCUGGUGUGCAACAACGAGUCGAGCUCGAUGUUCGCGGAAACCAACCCGUAUCACUUGAUCCUCGCGAGACAGUACUCGAUAAACCGAACGGCGUUUAAGACGAAACUCGGCCGGAAAAGAAUCACCUACGGCGUGCACAACAUCCAGCAGUUGGCGACGCAGGAGGCGAGUUGGGUGAAAAAGAAGUGGGUGGCGUUGGAGAAGCAGCUGGACAACCUCUGUGCGCCUGCGAACGAGAAGACGAAUAAACAGAGCAGCAAGUCCACCACGAGAAACGACAAAAAACAGUCCCUCACUAACUCCUCCGUUUCCAACAUCGACGACGCCGCUUCUAUAUCGAAUGCAAAUAUGUCUGGGUCUGGAAGAUUGCGAGACUUCUCAUGCUAGUUUGGCAUGACUCAGAACUCUGUAUUGCGUGGCCACGAAGACCUCCUCUUGUCUGUCAUGCAAAAACGACAUUUCUCAUGCGGAAUACGCAGCACAGAAACACGAAAAAACUUGUCAUGCUUAGCGGUGCUUUACAGUGCACUUAUUCUUGACUGACUCGCAUCACAAGUUUCCAGACGCAGAGAUAUUUGCAAUGCAUAUUCUAGCCCGGACCAGCUGUUUGCUGAUAGCAGCAACAUCGCGGACUCGGGGGAACUAUGACAGUGCACAACUCCCCCUCCCCCUCAUUUGUAAAGCAUGAGCGGCAAUACAAGCAUCAGCAAGAAUGCCGGUUCUGCAUGACAAAUUUACACUAGAGUGUAGUGCUAUUUGGGCUACCAGAACUUGCCAUGCACAGAGUGCCAAGAGGAACACAGUGGAUUGGGGGUUUUGCAUGACAAAAAGGGGGAGGGGAAAUUGUGCACUUUCAUAGGAGCUGGACAACAGCGAUCAGCCCCACCAUGGCAAGAUGCCGCAACAGGGCCCGUGGGACAGCAGCAUGAAGCAGUUUUUACUCGAGGAUAUCAUCAAAAAAUGCCUCCAAUUUUACCCCGCGGAACGAAUAACCGCCCAGGAACUCGCGGACGUGCUGAAGAAUUCCCGGGUGUGCAAGCUGGCGGGCAAGAUCCACAUGCCGAAAAAGAUGAACCAGAAAACCGUCACGGAAACGUUUUUGGAGGACAUUUCCAAACUGGAAACGGAAGCCGAACGUGGCAUGAAAAUCCGCGAGCACCUGUUUGAACUGACACUGCAAUCGAAGAAGGAAGACGAGGAGACGGUGAAGAUGCUGCAGGAGCAUAUCCUGAAGAAAAACGUCCGCACCCCAGAGUCAAGAUGGGGAUUUUGCAACACAAACCUCGAAGGUUUUGGAAUCAUGCAUUACAGGUCGAAGGCUCUAGCGUAGUGCAGUUUAGCAAGGGAAGUCGCAUUACAAAUCCAUCGGCUUAUCCUGUUUACAGCAUUACAAGUUCCAAAACACGAUCGGCAAUGCCUAUCAUGGGGAUGCGCAUCACAAAUGGUUCUGUCAUUGCAAAUCUGCAUGACAACUCUGGGGUGGGGAUGUUUUUACACAGGAUAGAACAACGAGUGUCCGGGUCGGGGACGUUGGCGGGCGUGAAUCCGUUUCUGAACAAGCAUUCCAAGUCGAUAAGUGAAGACGCGCUUGGGCUGCUCCAAUCCUUCUCCGGCGAACCAGAUACUUUAUGCAUUGCAAAAGUGUCGUACUAGUACUAAGAAUCACAAUCAUGCAUUACAAAUUUCCUUCUCAAGUCAAACCCGCAUUGCAAAUUUCAUGUGUCAUCAUGGUGAGGAAAUUUGUCAUGCGAUUUAUACUAGAACUAGUCUACGAUACUUUUGCAGUGCAUACACUUCGGUCUUAGACAAUUUACCGAACCACGUCAACCCAGCGGGACCGGGGAACGGGAGCACAACUAGCGGGUCGAGUUCCAGUUCAGCAGGCGGGGUGAUGGGUAGUCUGUUUUCCCGGAUUUCCCCUAUGGCCUCGAUGAGCGCGGCGGGAGGGCAGAGCGCAGCAGGAGGAGCGUCCAGCAGCUCUUCCAGCGGAACAACGGGAAUAUACAAGAACGGUUCUAAGCCGAGUUUGUGGCAGAAGUUGACGAAUAAGGUGACGGGAAGUAGUGGUCAAAACGACUCCUCCGGGUCCUCUUCCGAUAACAACAACUAUCCCUACAACAGCACAAAAUCCAACCCCUUCGCCGAAUCGCCGUCGGAAUUCUCCCAAAACAGCAAUUUUUCCGUGGUCAACAACAGUCGGGAGUUGUUAGUUCUUCGACCGACGUCCCCGCAAUUGAAUUUCAACAAGAUCGCGUCCCUCACCUCCGGGAAGAACACCGGGUUCACGCCAAAUUUGGAGCAUAGUAACGCAUCCCAGGAAUUGCUAGAGGACAUCGCACCACUCACGCCAACAGCGAAGAAAAAUGCGCUUGGAAAUAAUUGCAGUAAAAACGAACCACCAAGAAAAGCCACGCCUGCGGCGAAACGGCGGAAUGCGCGGCAGGCGCUGGCACUGCCGACGAUUGACGAGAACAACAUGGAAGAGGAAGAGGAGGAGGAGGACGGGUUCUUGGUGCAAAAUACGCGCAUCAACGCGGGAAUGGGUGCUGCCAAGAAAAACACGUCGUCGAAACGGACGAGAAAUGCGUCGAAGGAAAAGGAGAAUCUCACCGCGGGGACAUCGAAUACUUCGAAGGAAACCACAAGCGAGCCGGCGGGCAAGAAGCGGAGAUCCACGAAAAAAAGUACAACUUGAAUUAUCAAGGGAUAUAGUUGUACAGCACUAUCAUGGUUUAGAUAGUUUGCUACAGAACGACGUCGCUUCUUGUGUUGGUGAGAAGAAAGUGUUCUUGUGAUGCUUUGCUACAUACUACGCUGAUCUCCUUCCGGUCGUCUGCUGCUCUAUCGAAGGAGCUGUCCAUUUAGUCUUUUUAAAGCGACGAGGAGCACAAGGCAAAGAACUUGUCGCCCUUGUCCUAAAGUAGCUCCUGGUGUGUGAUAAGUGAAAAGUCAGAAGUUAAAUUUUGCUUCUUGAAAUCGCUCAGAACUACAGAAGCCAUGUGUUGGAUCUCUUGAUGUUGAAUCUGUUGGACAACUAUCUACUGAUUUUUUUGGACGACGAGCAUGGUGAUAGAACAGCACCAGACUUCCUGCUCAAGGUCUUCAAACAUAAAGCGAAGACGACAUUUUUAUUCGGAAGACGAAGGGAAAAAAAAAAAACGAAAAACGACCAUGACGACAACAACACUAAGCUCAUCCUAUUGAAGCCCUGACUAAGGAAAAAAAA
Amoebophrya sp. A120 is the source of this 10208-nucleotide messenger RNA. The record is from the annotation of a GenBank genome assembly. NCBI's taxonomy places the organism in Eukaryota, Dinophyceae, Syndiniales, Amoebophryaceae.